This is a messenger RNA of Ochotona princeps (American pika), 1500 nucleotides long. RefSeq names its product ceramide synthase 5-like. NCBI's taxonomy places the organism in Eukaryota, Metazoa, Chordata, Mammalia, Lagomorpha, Ochotonidae. Gene Ontology annotation, biological process: ceramide biosynthetic process. Gene Ontology annotation, molecular function: sphingosine N-acyltransferase activity. The record is from RefSeq and is a predicted model, not a curated record. The transcript has a single exon. Bases 1 to 837 code for a protein of 278 amino acids. Gene Ontology annotation, cellular component: membrane.
AUGGCAACCUGCCUGAGCACCAAUUCAAAUUCGGGCUGUUCCACUUCUGACCAGCUUCCUGCUAAUGUGUCAAGGAAAGCAGAUGGCCCGAGUGCUUUGGCCUCCAUACCCACAGGAGAGAAGCAGAACAAGUUCCUGGCUCUUGGCUUCAGACUGGCUCAGUUCUGUGGGUGUGGGUGCUGGCAUAGCUAUCUAUAUCAGCCUCUUUCAAAUGGACUUUACUACUAUUAUGUCAUGGAAUUGGCCUUCUAUUGGUCUCUUAUGUUCUCUCAAUUUAUAGACAUUAAAAGAAAGGACUUCCUGCUUAUGUUUGUGCAUCAUCUGGCCACUAUUGGGCUUUUCACCUUCUCCUAUAUCAACAACAUGGUCCGGGUGGGAACUCUGGUCAUGUGUCUGCAUGAUGCCUCAGACUUCUUGAUGGAGCCAGCUAAGCUGGCAAAUUAUGCCAAGUAUCAGUGGCUGUGUGACACCCUCUUCGUGAUCUUUGGUGCUGUUUUUGUGGUCACUCGUCUAGCAAUCUAUCCAGUCUGGAUUCUGAACACGACCCUCUUUGAGAGUUGGGAGAUGUUCGGGCCCUAUCCUUCCUGGUGGCUCUUCAAUGGCCUUCUCCUGGUCCUACAGGUUCUGCAUAUCGUCUGGUCCUACCUAAUUGCACGAAUUGCUUUCAAAGCCUUUAUCCGAGGAAAGGUGUCCAAGGAUGACCACAGUGACGUGGAGAGCAGCUCCGAAGAGGAGGACGUGACCACACGCACAAAGGGCCCCUGUGGCAGCAGCUCCAGCAACGGGGCCAACUGUGUGAGCAGUCACAUGGGAGGCAGCCACUGGGCUGAAGAGUAAAGUGGCUGGUAUGGGUGCUCGAGCACACGUGGACUAGGUAGGCCACCAGCAGCCCACACUGUUGGGGCCUCCCCACAUCUGCACUCCUGUGGGACUGCAAGGCACUGAGGAGAAUCAAACAAGCAAAUAUUUUCACUUUUUUUUUUAAAUGACUGCCAUUUUGUAUUUAAUAGCCUUCAGGUCCUUAAAUAAUGUUAUUUGCUCUGUGUGUGUGUGUGUGAGUGUGUGUGCGUGUGUGUGUGUGAGAGAGAGAGAGAGAGAUCAUCUGAGUUGACACAGUUUGGGACUGGGGCCACUAGGCCUUACCUGGUCUUCUCUGACCACCUCUGAAAUUGCGCUGGCCCGGGACUGUCCCCCUCACUGCCCUGGGCUCUUGAGAGCCUCUGGACUGCCAGAAUGGAGCCGUCAAGUUCAGUCCCAGGUUUCUGCACUGUUCUUCUCUUGGAGCUGGAAUCUCUUGCAUUGAUGAAGUUGUGUAGAAACAGAGAGCCAUGGGUGGACAGCCAGGACUGCUGUAGCCUCCAGCCAGAUCCCCUUCCUACCACCUGAUGCUGACAGGGACGGCCACCAGCUCCCUGCUCUUUGCUCAACGGUACGCAGGGAGGGGUGGAGAGGGGAGCUGAGGGCUGCGGGACAGCAGCCGUCGGAGGAGCCGCUCUUGGU